Molecule: messenger RNA, 980 nt
Organism: Drosophila innubila
Lineage: Eukaryota; Metazoa; Arthropoda; Insecta; Diptera; Drosophilidae
Exons: 5
Coding region: 102-395 (97 amino acids)
Source: RefSeq, a predicted model, not a curated record
AAAUUAGAACAAACUUUUUCAUAUACAACUUUAUCCCAAAAUUUGAAAUUUGUAUUCUGCACCAUUUUUUUUAUCUUCAAAAUUCAAAGUUCUACAGUUGAAUGGCUCAAACUAUGCAAACUUUCGCGAUAAUGUUUGCUAAAAAUAUUAAAUUAUUGCAGCCCCAACAACUUUGCUGUCAACAAAUGAUUAAAUACUCUGAAAAGAUCUAUGAGGCGGGAAAGGCAAAGGAAAAUGUGCACUUCUUGAAAGAGCAACGGGAGCAUCUCAAGGAAUUGCGCAGUAAAAUCAUUAAGGAAAGGGAUCUGAUAAAGGAGAAAAUGAAUCAACUAGAUGAGCAAAUUGAAAGUAUUAAAAAGAAGAACACGGAACGAAAGAAGCAGAAUAAUAAUUAGAUAUGAAUCAAAAUUCGAAGGCACUUUUUAAUAUGACAACAAAUGCUACGUUUUUCUAUUUGUUGUCAGUCUCUAGAUUUUUAUUCAAAAUUAUUCGAAAAAUAUCUAAAAAUUUUGGGUGAACAUUAUGGAAUGUUUCUUAAGCUCGACAUGCAGAAAUGCUCGAAAAUUAUUUCAGCUUCAGCUCCAGAAAGCUUCGCUUCUUCAAAAUAUCAAGUUUUUUAGCGGUAAAAUGUAUUCCACUCGAAGUCCAACUGGAAAUACAAGCAAAUUAAAAACACUACAUAAACAACUUGGGUUUUUGAAGAGCAGAGCACUCGAUGAACGAAAGGAAAUUGAUGCAAAAAUCGCAAAAUUGCAAAGGCGCAUCGAACGUAUUAGAGAUCAGUUAAGAAAAGCUGCUGCCUCAAAGCAAGCUGAUUAUAAGAAAACAAUACAAAAGGAGGAGUAACCGUAUUUAUUGCUAGGGAUCAUAGAAGAUGCACACAUACUCAUCUGCCUUCCUUUCUCAUAUGAGCUUUUCGCAUUUAACUUUUUCUGUAUUUUUAAUCAUUUCGAAAUAGACUUUUCUUAGUUCACACAAAA